AUGCCCUCUUUCGACACCGUGCGCUCUCAAAUCCACGCCUCGGCGACCCGUCGUGCCCGUGCGGAGGCCCCCGUUCUCGCCUUCUCGAGUCUCCGUGUCCUACGUGCCGAGCACGAUAAACCGCUCUCUCACACCAUUCCCGACUUGGCUUCAGGAGAGGCUCGGUCGCGUCUGCUGGUGGCCCGUUCAAUCCUCAGCUUCGGGCGCUCGGAUUCUCCCUCCAGCUAUCCUCGUGGGCCCUUUACCGCUCCCCCGUCUCUGUCGCACAGAAGGACACGUCACGUCAUAGGCAUCUCCUUCUGGGCUCAAUCGACGGAUAUACGUCGUCGUGUGUGCAUCCGUAUCGCGCCGACCCGAAGCGUGCGCGCGCGAAUCCAACGCGCUCAGACGCUGCCCACGCUCACUUGGGAGGGCUUGGUCCCGAUCCCCGCCGCGCCCGUCUGCGUUCCCGCCUUUCACUUCCGCAAAACCCGACCUCGGCGGGAUCUUGGGACCGCAGGCACCGCAGCUCGCUUUGCGCCCUCUCAGACCCAUCUGUUUGCGCCCAAUUCUCAACGGCCUAUCAUGCCGCCCUCCUUCGCCAACUUCGUCAUCCACGGCGCUUCUCUAUCUUGGCACCACAGCCUUGCACCGACCCUCACAGGCUCCAUGAUGUACAAUGGGUCACGGAACCUGCGCGAGGCUCUCUUUGCAUCCCAGUCGAGUUGA
This is a messenger RNA of Heterobasidion irregulare TC 32-1, 708 nucleotides long. RefSeq lists its product as uncharacterized. The coding region runs from base 1 to 708 and encodes 235 amino acids. The record is from RefSeq and is a predicted model, not a curated record. The transcript is spliced from 4 exons. NCBI's taxonomy places the organism in Eukaryota, Fungi, Basidiomycota, Agaricomycetes, Russulales, Bondarzewiaceae.